Molecule: messenger RNA, 5438 nt
Organism: Ostrea edulis (European flat oyster)
Lineage: Eukaryota; Metazoa; Mollusca; Bivalvia; Ostreida; Ostreidae
Product: receptor-type tyrosine-protein phosphatase C-like
Exons: 4
Coding region: 933-1532 (199 amino acids)
Biological process (GO): protein dephosphorylation
Molecular function (GO): protein tyrosine phosphatase activity
Source: RefSeq, a predicted model, not a curated record
UUCUAUGUAGUGUGAAUGAUUAUAUUCUCUAGGUCUACAAACUAUCCUUUCUAUGUAGUUUGAAUGAGUGAGUACAUUUUUACGUUUACAAAAUACUUUCUAUAUAGUUUCUAUAUAGUUUGAAUGAGUUUCUCAGAAUUACGACAGAGAUAAUCCUCAUAGUUUUUAAAGAAAAUCUGGAAAUUUUACUUUGUAUGUGUUUUAUACAUUUGUAUUGAUUUCGGGUGUAAACCUGACAAUAAACUUUCAAAACUGUCCCGGAUGUCAUUUUAGCGUGAUUGUUACUAUAAAUAACGGUUUAAAUCUCACACUCAGAGGUAACGUUCGGUAACAUCAGUAUUGUGUGUAACUUUGUAAAUGUACAUGUAAUAAAUAUAUGCUGUUUCAUUGAAUUCUAUUUUUGGAUUAAAAUCACCGAUCUUUCAACUCGACAUAAACACGUGUAAUUACAAAAUGCAAGCAGUCUAGACGAAAAUACUAUAUACUCCUUGUGCAACCUCAGAAACCAACCAGUCAUAAUAAUAAUAAUAAUAUCCAGUCAUUGCAGUUCUGCAUUUUGUCAGUUUUCAAAUCCAGGCAAGCUACUUACAAACAAGUUGAUGGUACAAGGGUUCCAACAUUCUCGAUUGAAGUCAGCAUUUCGCAAUUUCUAUGGUCGUUAUAACGAUCUAGUUCGUCAAUACAACCUAUCAUUGGGUCAAAUGUUGUCUGACAUGUUUCAUACCGAUUGUUAAGCCGUUCUUGGCACGCUGAUUUUGAGUACGGAUAACUCCGUUUACCUGAACAGGAUAUAGGGCUCAUGGCGGGUGUAACCGGUCAACAGGGGAUGCUUACUCCUCCUAGGCACCUGAUCCCACCUCUGGUGUGUCCAGGGGUCCGUGUUUCCCCAACUAUCUAUUUUGUAUUGCUUGUAGGAGUUAUGAGAUUGAUUAAUGUUCGUUAUCUUUACCUUUCGUGAUUUAAGACGGUUUACGAUUGGCAUGAGCUUAAAUUUUGUAGUUGACUCCUUUCGUUAUUAUAACCAUGCCCAUAGUUUGUGUUUUCUUUUUCAGUCUUCACUUUGGCUUCCUGCUAAAAAUGAAAGCAAAACGGUUGGAACAUUCACGACUAAAAUGACAGAUUGUACACAAACGACAACAGUCACCAAGACUAGCAUUACUCUGCACCAAAAGGGAGCUAGUGGCAUGAGUGUUUGCAUACUGGAAGGUAGAAGAUGGAAAGGAGAAAGCGACUCCUCAAACCGGAGAGUUUUACUUGAUCUCAUCAACGAAGCGAGGGUGGAGGAAAGGACCCAACCUGAGGGAAGGAUUCUGGUUCUGUCAAGUGAUGGGGCCAAGCGAUGUGGACAAUUCUUGGUUGUAUUCAAUGCUCUGGAACAACUUACCAUGGAUACAGAGGUGGACAUAUUUACAAUCACAAGACAACUCCGAAUCCGACGGCCAGAGUUCAUAUCUUCUUUGGAAGAAUAUCAGUUUUGUUACGAGGCCAUUGCUGAUCAUCUCCAAAAUGACACAGUGUACGCGAAUUGCUGAGGACCACUCAAAGAGACUGUGACAUCAACCAGCCUUCCUCCUAAUAACAAUGGAAACACAUUGAAGAAUUUGUUAAUUCACUGGAGACCAGUAUUAUAUAUGUACUGGUGUUAUUGACUCACCCACACUUCACUUAUUGUAUGUGCUUGUUUCUUAUUAACUAUUCUUCCGCUUCUUCUUCUGCCUUAAAAUGUCCGCCACCGUUAUCUGUAACCAAUAGAUGAAAGUAUUAGAAAUUCAAGGAUGUGAUAAUGCAAUAUAUCUAGUUGUGUAGAAAUGUUUUUGUUUUCAGUUUAAAUGGAGUUAAGUUAUAUUUGGGGGUGGGUCCAAUAUAGAACUAUGUGUGGAAAAAUUAGUUCUAAUUCAACAGAUAUAACUUCUUUUUUCAGUUUUAACAACAUUUAUUCAGGUAUAUAGUCAGGCUUUUACACAACCCUUACAACCCAACCUGACCAGGGGGGGGGGGGUUACUGGGUUUUAAGAAUUCCAACUCUUUUGCUCACACAUUCACACUGACAUUCAUACUAAACGAAGGCUAGAAGUAAAGAAAGUAGAAAAAUUGACAAUGUACUCUGGCUGAGUUCAUAAAUAUCACACUAUAAUAAUUAACAAUCGGAUAUAUGAUGUAAUACCAAGGUUGUUAUUUAAUAAAAUACUACUUUAAACACAUCGUUGAUUGAAUAUACAUUUACUUCACCUCUUACGAAGAAAAAAUUAUAACAAAUGUAUAUAAUACUAAAAAGAAGCAUUUUAGGAUAUUUGUGUUUUAACAUAUUUUACGUUAUACUUGAGCUAAUGUUUCAAAUAAUUUCCAUUUCUUUUCAAACUGAUCUGUACAAUUAUAUUUACUUGCAAUUUGUUUUUCCACUCUGUAUACAUUUAUCCAAGUGGCUUUAAAUUUACUGCAUGACAAUCAAUCUCCUCUUCAUUUGGUUAAGUAUAUAUAAUGUUUGAAAUGGUAAUUUACAAAGUUUACCAUUUUAAUUUUCGAACAUCCAAGGAUAAAAGUUUUCUUAUCAGUUAUGAUAUUGAAUGAAAAUGUUUCAGUAAACCAACAUUGCACAUUUCUUUUUAAAAAAUACUGACUUUUUCACAAUCAUACAUAAUAUAUUCCAAUGAUUCUCUCUCCUCUAAACAAAAAGAACAUAAAUCGUUUGAUUUCCCAAUCAUUUUCAAAAAAGUGUUUGUAGUUAAAAUUCUAUGAUUUACUCGAUAUUGUAGCCAUUGUAAUUUACUAUCUUUUGUGUUCAUAAAAACAUCCAUGUGAAUUCCUCUCCAUUCUUCACUAGAUAUUUCAAAUUGUUUAUUCCAUUUUCUUUGUCCAGUUUGGUUUUUCUUUGCUAGAAUUCAAUAUUUUGUAAAUUUUUAUAUUGUUGGUUUUAUCAUCUAGCAAAGAUAAAAUGUAAGGCAAUAGUUGGUUCUUGUUCUUUAUUCAGAUUAUCGAUAUUAAAAUAUUUCAUCAUUUUCUUUACUGCUUGUGUUACUCCAAAAAAUUCCAAAAAUUAGUUUUGAUAUCAAAUAUUGUUUUGAAUUGAGCAUAAGUCAUUAUAUUCCCUUCCUCAUCCAGUAACGAAUUUAUUAAGUAAAUAUUGUUUUUACUCCAUUCCUUCAAAGACAUUCAUUUUUUAUCUACUUUAAGUUUUUCACUGUACCAAAGGAAAAGUUUUACUCAUUUUUUCUGGUGUCAAUUCAUUUUCAAAACAAAUCUUCAGUUUUUUUCCAAGAAUUAAAAACAUCUUGCCAAAAUUUGUUUUUUGAUUUUUCAAUAUUCUUUAAUGCAUAUGUUGGUCCACAUCUAAUGACCUGACUAAUAUUAAUAUCUUCGCCCAUGACAAAUUUCCAUUUUGUUGAACUCUAGCAAUUUUUAACCCAAGAUAUUUUCAUACUUGCAAUAAUUUUUUUUUAUAUUUAUCAUGUUUAAACCACCCUUUUCAUAUUCCUGGUUAACUAUAGACUUUUUUACUUUAUGAACAGGACUUUUCCACAGGAAUUUAAAAAAAAACAGACAGUUUAACUGGUCAAUAGUAUCUUUUGAUGGAUUCGGUAAGGAAAUAAACAAAUGUACAAUUUUUGAAAUUGCUAGAUAUUUUAUAACAGUUAUGCGGCCAAUUGGAGUCAGAUUUCUUCUUUUCCCUUGUUUUAAUAAAUUCUUAAUAGAAGAAGAUAUAUAACUUGAAAAAUAUGAUAGCGUCCUGGGGUCUUCAGAAAUGAGAAGAUGCCAAGGCAUACAAACUAGUAUCAAGGUCAAAGGAUCCCAAUGACCUUGACAUCUGACCAUGAAUACCAAACCUGGUAUAACUCUGGAAUCGAUAUUGAUAGAGACAUGGAAAUUUCUCAGGUAUAAUAAGACUAAUAAGCAACAAACUAGCAUGAAGGUCAAACUACUCCUAUGACCUUCACCUUGUUCAUAAAACGCAUUACAUUAUGGGACCAACAGAGACAUGGAAUCGAUAAAGAUUUGAUACUGAAAUGGAGCUGAGUCGAAUCACACCGUUCCAUGACACAUCCAGUAUUCAACGUCUCCUCCAAUACGAUGCAACAUACAUCCAGUCACCGCUUACUCUCUUCCAUCAUAUCUAAUUCAGCUUUUUAAAACCAUUGCACCUUUAAUUCGGCGUCUAAUCCAUUUAAUUCCGCGCUGUAACUCUACCUGACCUGAACGCACUCCAUCAGCCAUUUUUGUUGCUGUUUUCAUUCUUACUUUCAUGUAUUUCUACGCGCCAUUUCAUAAAAGUUAAUUAAAGCUUGUUGAUGAGAGAAAUUCAUUUUUUACUAUUUAUAAAAACACAUAUUUACAGUACACGACACGAGUUUUAUGCGUGUUCCACGCAACGCGGUGGAACAAAUUUGCCUCAAACACGGUGGACCUUUAAAAUUGUCGGCACCUUUGAAGUCCUAUUUUUCCGUGCGAGCUAGACAUUGAAGUCCACGGAGGAUCUCCGUGGAUACCACCGCGCAUCUCCGUGGAUGUCACCUGUACCUCCGUCGAUGCCACCGUGUACCAACGUGUGAUAAAACAAAGAAAUAAUUUCCGAAAUGAUUCAUCUAAAAAACCUUUUCGCUUGGCCAGCAUACAUGCCCUCACCCCAUUACUUAUUUAGAAAUUAGCUAUAAAUCAUUCAAUUCUUGUAAUUGUUGUUUAAUGAUACGUUGGUGUUUUCGGUUCAUAUCCGUAUGUAGACUUCCCUGCAGACGUUCGCACCUUUUUAUGAAACGCCCAAACUCCCGACAUCCUGCAUAUAAACAUCUGUGUUAUUACUACCACUCGUCGGUACAUUGUUUCACGGCACCUGCAGCACAAUUUCACCAAAUAAAAGAAGGGUCAUGAACAACGACAAUCACAUGCCAGUAAUUUCAAUUUGAUAAACAGCAGUUCAAAGAAAUGUGUACCAUAAGCAAUAGUUUAUUUUCACGUAAGGUUUUCAUUGUAAUUAGGAAUAUGUUAUUAAGGUCAGCUAUAUACAUGUACAUGUUUACAUUGGAUAUGAAUUUCAUUAUGUACUCAACUGUGAAGCAAUGUGAGCAAAGAAUCAAAUUUUUAUCACUUAAACAAAUAAAUAUUAAAACUAUCUUUACUUUUAAACAAACCUUUAGAAAACUCCGUACUUUCAUUAGGAAAAUUUCAUUAGAAUGCCCAUACUUCACAUUAAUAAUAACACGGGUUUUUUAGGUUUUUUUUUCUAACUUGAUAAAUACUUUAUUACACGCAUGUAUUAUUUACUAAAUGUAUAUAUAACAGCUUUUUGUCUUUAUAUUUUAAUAUACCAUUGCAUAAUUAUGAUGAGAUCCAAUAAAUUGAAUUGAGUACAUGUAGUCUUGAAAUAUCACAAAGUAAAGAGUUGACAACGAUUGAAAUAAAAAUGCAGACGUUUUCUCGUUUAUUCAGUAACUCAAUAACUUGCGCGU